AUGACGAGCGUCGCCCGCUCGCUCGCCGCGCGCGUCGCGGUCGCGUCCGCGCCCUCGCGCGGGUCCGAGCGAAAGCCUCCGACCGCCGCCUCCAGGGGGAGGAUCCGCGCGGUCCGAGCCAUGGGCUACGAGUCCAACAUCCCGCCCACUCGCGGCCAACCCGGGCGCUUCGGCGACGGCGGCGGCGGGCUCAUCCUCCCCGGCGACGACAGGUACGACCCGGGCAUGGUCAAGGGCAUCCCGUCCCCGUCGAACCCCGGAGGCAAGUCGGGUUUCGACCCGCGCACGGGCACGGGCGGUCCGGGCCAGCUCCCGGGCGGAUACGAGGCUCCGCCCAAGCCCGGCUCCGAGAAGGACCCCAACGCCGCGUUCGCGCCCUUCCGUCCGCCGUCCGAGUACCUCGACACCGACCCGCAGGGCUUCCUCAAGGAGGACGACCAGAUGUCCUUCCUCCGCCUUCGCAACCGCGCGGGGAUGUGGUACCAGCUCGCGCCCAUCUUGCCCAAGCUCAUGCGCUCCGGCUUUCUCCCCGACGACAUCUUCGACGAGACCGGCAUCGAACCGCGCGAGCAGUCCCUGUGGCAGACGUGGACGUCGACCCGCGGCUCGCUCCUGAACGAUCCGCGGUUCCCCGACGAGAAGCUCGAGUACUUUGACGACGAGUACAACGGCGCUCCGUGCCUGUCGCACCUGCAGUACCUGACCAACGACGAGAGGCCGCCCGCGGCGGAGUUCGUCGUGGACCAGCAGUUCAGCCCCGAUCAGACCAAGGAGCUCAUCAAGGCUUUCGAGAUUCGAAGGGCGCACGCCUCGCAGGCGAAGGGUUUCGGCACCACGCCCGGCGAGAUCAUGGCGUUUAAGAUGUGGCGAGACGUUCAGGAGGUGCAGCGAUACGAGGGGAUGGGGCGGGUGGAGGAGCUCGUGGAGAAGGGUAAGAGAUACGCCGAGAGCGACAGCGCGGUGCAGCGGCUGGAGGCGCUUCGCGACGCGUGGAGCAUGGACCUGUCGGAGGGCAGCGACCUUAUGGAGGGCGGGCUGUUCGCAAAGGCGCAGGCUGACGCAAAGGCUAACAUCAGCACCGUGCGCCUCGAUCCCGAGGAGCUGGCGUUCCGGCCGGUGCCCUACCUCGGCCCGAUGGAGUCCCUCUCCGUGGAGAAGGUGAUCGCGGUUCAGCCCGUGGCGCGCACCGGCGUGUUCAACACGUUCGUGCCCCAGGGCGCCAAGGAGUGGAUCGCGAUGCCCGCCUGGGCCGCCCUCGCGUCGGCGCAGAUCCCAUUCGCCAUUCUCGUGUCAAACACCGGGAAGCUCUCGGGCGCGGGUGACCUCUCGCAGCGCGAGGAGCCCGCGACGCUCGUCGUCGACAAGGCGGCGAACACCCCGGGCCCGGGGAACUACUACCUCGUCGCCAGGGAGUCGUCCAUCCAGCUCGCGGGCGGUAAGGGCGCGGUCGUCAUCGACGUGUACCCGGGCCGCGAGUGCAUGGACAUCGAGAGAAACGGGCAGGGCACGGUGAUCGGCCGCGUGGUGCUCGCGGUGAGGGCGCCGGGCGGGACCGGGGACGGCAUGACCACCGAGUUCGUGGCGUAA
Molecule: messenger RNA, 1587 nt
Organism: Micromonas commoda
Lineage: Eukaryota; Viridiplantae; Chlorophyta; Mamiellophyceae; Mamiellales; Mamiellaceae
Exons: 1
Coding region: 1-1587 (528 amino acids)
Source: RefSeq, a predicted model, not a curated record